Leptomonas pyrrhocoris is the source of this 2526-nucleotide messenger RNA. Its product is annotated as putative mitochondrial inositol phosphosphingolipid phospholipase C-Like (ISCL). Gene Ontology annotation, cellular component: cytoplasm. Gene Ontology annotation, molecular function: sphingomyelin phosphodiesterase activity. Lineage: Eukaryota; Euglenozoa; Kinetoplastea; Trypanosomatida; Trypanosomatidae. Bases 598 to 2526 code for a protein of 642 amino acids. The record is from RefSeq and is a predicted model, not a curated record. The transcript has a single exon.
GCUGCGUCCGUUGUUGGUCUCUCAUUUUGCAGUUUUCAACACUAUAUAAAACAAGGGAAAAAAAAACAUCAGCGUCACUGAGCACGACUUAUACGAGCGCACACGUGCUUGAUUGCCAGCUGUUUUUUUUUUUCUUUCGCUUCUCUGCGACCUCGUCAGAGCGGAGAUUAGCGCGGUGCGUCUCUCCCCCUCUUGCAGCAGCAGCAGCAGCAGCAGCAGCAGACACGGCUCAUAACAAGUGCUGUCCAAAGCAAAAGGCGUUCUGUUGCUCGUAACUCUUCUUCUCUUUUUUCUUUAUCUUUGCGGAGGGGGGAAUACCGCGCACUCGUCGCGCCGCCACGUCGGCCUAGUUCCUUGCUUCUUCUUUUCAUUUGUUAAUAUUAUUGCUGCUUGCUCUUCUUUCAUAUCUCUGCUCGGAGUGGGUUGUACGCGCUGUGGACGCCGACGCCUUCAACCCGGCAGCCAUUUCUCUUCUGUUUGCCUGCCUCGUGGAACACUAAGAAGAGAGUGUGCAAGAGAAACCAGUAAAGAACCGCAGCCACAUCAAAGGCCCCCCCCCCCAAAAAAAAAGGGGAUUGGAAGAAGAAGAGGAAGCCGAUGACGCACAUGCCGAUGACGGACGAGGUGCCGCUGCGCGUGGCCACCUUCAACCUGUGGGGCAUCUUCAACUCGAAGAUGCGCGAGGCACGCAUGAAGGUCUUCGCAACCAAGAUCCGCAACUACGACAUCAUCCUGCUGCAGGAGCAGUUCUCGCCGGCCGACUUUGACCUCAUCCGGCACAGCGCCCCACCGGAGGUGCAGGAGAGCUAUUACUUCCGCCGCUUCCGCAGCUCGUUCUACGGGUCCGGCUGCGCGGUGAUCUCGCGCUACCCAGUGAAGCAGGCCUUCUUCCACACGUACCCCCUGCAAGGUUACCCAGAAAUGGUGCUGCACGGCGACUUCUUCGCGAACAAAGGGGCGGCGAUGGUGCGUGUCGAUGUGCCAGUUCCCGGCGGCGAGAACGGCGACGCGGUCACCUUGCAGGAGGUCACGCUGUACACCACGCACCUCGUCGCCAUCUACCAGAAAGUGAGUCAGCUGUCCUCGUGGAAGAGGGAGCGCUACCUGCCCUACCGCAUCUCACAGGUCAUCUCCUUCGCGAACUUAAUCAUGAGUACCUCGCGCCCGACCGAUCGAGUCAUUAUUGGUGGUGAUUUCAACUGCUCGCAGCGGUCGCUGGAGGUGCAGAUGAUGCUGAUCCUGUUGCGGAAGCACGGGUACGACCUGCACGCCGUGCUGCCGACCCCGCGGGCGCUGCUGGACACGGCCACCAACGAGGUCGAGCGCGAUCGAGGCCUGCGCCUCUUCACCUUCUCCAACCGCAACGCCUUCAACACGAUGAGCUCGUCGUACUUCAAGCUGUUGAAGCUGGAGGCGGACAUCCCUUCGCAGAUUGAUCACAUGUUCUUCUCACGGCCCGCCUUUGCGCUGCGCGAGUUCGCGAGCUGCCCCGAUGUGGAGGAGGCCUACCCACGGCAGGUGAACGGGGCGCCGAUUGGGCUUGUCAUCUUCACGCGGAACGAGGUGUACGUCCCUGCGCACCCGAGCUGGUGGGGCUCCGUCUGGCACCAGCUCCUCACCGGCAGGCGCACAGGGGGCGGCAAGACCGUCGCGGACGCGUCGGCGGACUUGUACCCCUUGUCGGACCACUACGGAGUGGCGGCGAUGCUCGGGAUGCGGAUCGAUGAAGUGGAGCCGACGGCGUCGCCGGUGACGCUGUCCGCCGCAAAGUUGGCCGCCACGCCCUCGCCCACGCUCACCGCGGACGAGCUGAAGGUGCUGGAGACGGUCCUCGAGUACCUGGAGAGCUACGUGGCGAAGCUGCGCUCGCAGAUCCGCACGACGCGCUUCAUGGCGGCCUCGUCGGUGUUGAUUGUGCUGACGAAUCUGUGGGUGCUGCACCGCCUCACCGUCAAAGAGGAGAGCCGCACCGCCGCCAUGCUAGAGCAGAUGUACAACAUCGCCGCGGUCAGCGCGCGGGAAGCGGCGCGGCUGACAAAGCAGCAGAAGCCGGCGGCAUCGCUGCAGGGGGUCAAGGCACAGCUGACGGCGGCGGCCGGCUGGGUGACGCGUCAUGUGCACAUCCCUCUUCCGUACGUUUCUUCACCGUCUUCCUCCUCGCACGGAGGUGCAGCGACGGAAGGCCGCAGGGGCGUCAAAAUGCCGCUAACAAGUGAUAGCGCUGACGCUGCUGCUGCUGGCACGGCGGGGGUUGGUGCGAGGGCGGGUACACGGCAGGAGGAAGAGGACGCGGCCUCGGCGGUGGCGGCCGCGGUGAGGGCGUUUGCGGAGGAGGACCGCCCGGACUUUGCCGCCAUUGCCGAGGCACUCGCCCUGCGUCCGCUGUGGGCCACGACGUGGGUGUCGUCCGCGCUGAACAUCGCCGCCUCGGUGGGUGGCACAGCUGCCUUUGCCAUUGGCAUGUUUCAGCGCGCGGGCAACGCGAACGUGUUGGAGGAACAGGUGCAGCAGCUCCGUCUGUUGUAA